Messenger RNA from Endocarpon pusillum Z07020, 6174 nucleotides. RefSeq lists its product as uncharacterized. Gene Ontology annotation, biological process: protein K11-linked ubiquitination; anaphase-promoting complex-dependent catabolic process; metaphase/anaphase transition of mitotic cell cycle. Gene Ontology annotation, cellular component: anaphase-promoting complex. Gene Ontology annotation, molecular function: molecular adaptor activity. NCBI's taxonomy places the organism in Eukaryota, Fungi, Ascomycota, Eurotiomycetes, Verrucariales, Verrucariaceae. The transcript has a single exon. The record is from RefSeq and is a predicted model, not a curated record. Bases 1 to 6174 code for a protein of 2057 amino acids.
AUGGCCAAAGUACAAUCCUUAGGCCUUCAUGAACCUUGUGCACUGCCAUAUCUGAUUGAUGAAGGAAUAUUGCCUAAUCAACCUUCAGAGUCUCUCUAUACCUGGCAGACUUAUCCAGCCUACGAUGCUGCUGGGAAAGAAGUCAGCGAGGACGAGAUCCUACAAACCAGGAAUUGUGUAGUCUGGGCUCGUGGUGGCAUUGUAAAGCGAGCCUUUAAUCUGGACGUCGAGGAAGAAGAGAUCCUUCAAAGCUUUGUUACUCAUUUCUCAGCAUGGGACAGGCUGCAUCCUCAGCAAAAUGGGGCAGCAGGCCCUCACAGGGCAGAACAACACCAGGCCUUUCGGACGGGCGAAAAGCAGUCAAGGUCUCCCGGAUCUUAUGAACGAGCGGCAGGUCAGGCACUCGUGAUAUUAUUGAAGACCAAAGCCCACAUCUAUUUUCUUACGGGUGACACGCAUAUUGUUCCUAUUCCUUUCGAGGCGGAAGCGGCGUUUCCUACCUCUCAGGGAUGUCUGAUAAAACGGAAGUCCUUGACAACAGCCGUUAAUCCAGCCGCUUUAUCAGCCCCCCCGAACUCAUUCGUGUCCUCACAAAUCAGCAGUAGUCUGACGGAACCACAGCACAUCACUCUGAAGACUGCAUCAAUUUCUAGACCAUCUCUUACAUUGUCCCCUGUUGCUCGACAAUUUGCACCACCCACCGCGCAAAAUGAUCACCUUCCUUCAAUAUUGUCGCUCACAGAUCCGCAGGCAGAAUUGGGUACUGCUGUCCGUCGUACAGAGCUGCAAGAAGGAGUGAAGGUUUCUGCUCAAGAUCACGAGCGACUCUUUGACCCUGCUGAAGAACUGUUGUACAUUUCGCGCAACAAUGAACUAGCGUCUUUAGAUGUAUCCAAUCUAGAGCCUCUUUCGCUGGGAGUCACUCUCAACGCUAAGUCAGGCAUCCUUACAGUGUGGGACGUCCAAUACAGAAAGCGGAAUAGCCACGGUCCACCAACGAAGAGAAGGAAGGUUAGCUACGAAGAUCAUGGGCUCCGUAGACGGAGUUCGAACAGGUUUAGAGUCAAUGGAUCAGCUACACCAAUUGGCCGUGGCCUGGGAGAGUCUAGAGAAAGUCUUGGACCUGAGCUCGGCCGAUCAUUCGCAGAAACUUAUGGGUCGCAUCGCCCUGAUGAACAGACUUUCAGCGAAGUCGACAAUCUGGCAACAGAGCUUGGCCCUGAUUUUGCAGAAGUAGGUGUGCAGACUAGAGCGGCUCGGCGGGUUAGCUCGAUGCUGGCUCGUACAGACCUGUCAAUGGGGCCAGAUAGAGCACCUAUCAAUGGUUUUACUUCCAGCAAUCCUGGGCGAAAGAGCUUGAACAGGGGUGGUGCUCGUGGUGACUCUUUUGGAGAUUUCAGCGAUCGUCAAAGUUUUGGAGCUCGAGCUGGCGGUCCUAUUCCUGGCAUCGGCUUUUCAAUGAGUAGCGAGACUCCCUUAACUAGCGUUCCACCUGACAGAUUGUUGGAGGGAUUCAGCUCUGGAGCCGAAUUCGAUUGCUUUGAUAGCAUGGUAUUGGAGGGUGCUAUGAGUGAGCUUCCAGCUGAAGUUGUCUUCUCUAAAGUGCAUAGCAUUCCUUGCUCAGUACAGACCCCUGUCACGCAGUCAUCAAAGUCACGCUUCAACGUCUUUGUUCUGACGUCCAAGCCGUCAGCAGGAAGUGGUAGCGCUACCAAAGCGACUCUGUCCAUUUGUAUAAUGGACAUCAAGAAAGGCGAGUUGUCGGUCAUCAAAAUAGCAUGCGUGCUCGCUCGGUCAAAUAAUGUCAAACGAAAACAAGCCAUUUCGCGAACGAGUACAUCAAUGAAGAAAUUUGACUUGUCAUCAGUCAAUGUGCAGCGUGGCACGAACAUCAUUGAUGCCUGCAAAGUUCGUGACCGAGAUCAAUGCUGUAUACUGGUUCUGACGCAGAAUCGGGACGGUCAGAUAGCAUUACUCCUCGAAGCUGUUGGCAUUUCCUCUAUUAGAGUUGAUCUGCCAGGUCUAUUGAUGGUUCACAAUCCUUUGGCUAUCUCACCUGCAACUACAUCAGAGCAGAGGCGACAGGGAGGACGGGCGCGAGUACUAAAAGAACCGUUACGAAAUCCCACUGGCUUGGGACAUACUUCUAUACUUGGUCAGGUGGAUGUACUCGAUUCCAGAGUUCAUCGGCAUCGUUUAGAAAUUCAACUCGAGCCACAGCAUCCGCAAGUCGUAAAGGUCCUCCAAACGAUAGAGCUUGCGUUACUGAACAAGGGAGGGAGUGGUGUCUGCAUAGCAUGGAUCGAGGUCAUGAAGUGGUUGCGAUUGAAGGAAUACAAUGGGAACUUGGAGUGGACAGCGAUGGUAGUCACACUUUUUAGCAUGAUCACCCCCUUUAUCGUCGAUAGACGAGGGAAUGGUAGCGUCAGCAGAAGACAGAAAAAGGGUGGUCUGUUUCGGUCGAGUAGUGGUGCUGUUAUCGACAUGACCAGUUGGGACAAGAUGGUGGAUGAGGAAUGUGGCAUCGGUAUUACCUCCCCUUCUUGGACUACGUCCCCCGGCUGGCAAUGGAUUGGCCAAGAAUCUGAGUCCUCAGGAGAUUCUGCUCAGGAGCAAAAUGUUUUGAAGCCCAGCAGUAGUAUCACGGCACAAGCACUGUUUGAGAACCGAAAAAACAGGUUUCUCCUUCAGUACGUUUCACUGAGUCGCGAAUUCAUGCAAAGUCCUAUUGGCGAACAAAUGCUUGGACCUGAUGGCUUCCUACCAACCGCGUCGAAUAAGGAUCGGGAGACUCGAAGAACAGCUGUUGGAAGUGUGCUGAUAGCUCUGCAUCUCACGCGUGAGGAGCAGAAGCUUGACACACGAUUGUCGCAUUCAAAAUCAGACAGCAUCCAGCUUGCGCCUGUCCUUGCCCAACUCGGUCAUUGGCUCAGUUGGCACUCUUGGGAUUACAGCAAAGGAUGUUAUUAUCACGCUGAAAUACCCGAUGUUGAGCAGCAGCUAUUUGAUGAAAACGUGGUCAAUUCUUUUGAUGUAGCCUCACAGCCCUUCGAUCCACCCUCGAUAUUUGAUUUUGUUGAGGCAUCUGCUUCUAGCCCUGGGAAUCGGUCUUUUCUGACAUUGCUUGAUGUCAUCGAGGCUCCUAAUUCGACGUUGAAGGAAGUGUGCACCUUAAGAGCAAAGAAUCUUACACCAAGGACGUUCGCUCUUCUCCAAUACUUCUCCAAGGCUGCCUCGCAGAAGAGCCGCUCAGCAAGAGUGGAAUGGAUGCACAAAUGCGGACUGGACGUUGAAACAUUGGCGACGAUGCCUACUGGAAUAUCAGCCAUCUUCUAUGAUGCUAUUUCCAGCUGUGAAGGUUCUCCUCCACUGUCGUGGUCCGAGCCACUCCUACAAUUGGUUGGACGGGACGACUUAAAGAGUCGGCCGCUUCAGUCAAGCUCACGAGCUGUAACAAGCAAAACUCAUGGCCUAAUUAGCCACGAAGCAACGAGAGAUUAUCAUGCAGUCGGCAAUCUCGUUUUGGAUACAGAGCCCUUCCAUUCAUGGGAUGCUUCGUCAGAAGCCGACAGACAAGGCGUGACUAGGCUCAUCUUUCGAGAAGACCGUCGAUUUCAAGAUGCAUCCAGACUUGUCAAUCAGCUACGGCCACCUGUUGCGGAUUGUAAAGCCGAGCCUGAUUGGACAGAGGCAGAUCUUCUUGAUGCUCAAAAGGAAUUGGUUCAACUGGUCACUAUGAGAACGCUGACCGUAGCGUCUGGAAGGGGCAUGAUCAAUUAUAGUUCUCGCGUACCUCUGCUCACGGAAAAAGUGCCCAUCCCCGCCUUCACCCUGGCAUGCCUGGUGAAGCCUUCGAAUGUCACUUUUAGUGCCGAAAGAGCCUCCUUCACCGAAGACCGAGCGGUGUGGGCCUUCUUCCAUAAUGGUACUGCUGCUGGUUUGACUAUCUCGAAAGAUGCAAGAGGCAUUAAUACUUCCUGGAUACUAUACAACAAGCCUCCUGAGCUUACCAACAGACACGCCGGAUUCCUGCUCGCUCUCGGUCUGAAUGGCCACCUCAAGUCGCUGGCAAAGUGGGUUGCUUUCAAAUACUUGACCCCGAAGCACACUAUGACCUCGGUCGGCCUGCUUCUUGGGCUUUCUGCUUCAUACAUAGGAAGUAUGGACACUUUGAUCACUCGCUUGCUUUCAGUGCAUGUCACGCGCAUGUUGCCUCCUGGAGCCGCUGAGUUGAAUCUCUCGCCUCUCACGCAGACGACAGGGAUCAUGGGUAUCGGUCUUCUCUAUUGCUCCUCGCAGCAUCGCCGCAUGUCCGAAGUCAUGCUUUCAGAGAUCGAGAACAACGACGUGGAAGAGGGUGUCCCACCAGAACAAACCCUCCGCGAUGAAGGCUACCGACUCGCUGCUGGCUUUGCACUCGGCUUCAUCAACCUUGGGCAAGGAAAGCGGCUCCACGGUCUUCACGACAUGAACGUGAUGGAGCGCCUCCUCACCAUCGCCAUCGGCACCAAGAACGUCAAUCUAGUCCACAUCCUCGACCGCGCUACCUCCGGCGCCACCAUCGCCUUCGCUCUGAUCUACAUGAAAACUGACGACGAAACCAUCGCCCGCAAGAUCGACAUCCCAGACACGCUCCACCAAUUCGACUACGUCCGACCAGACAUCUUCCUCCUCCGCACCGUCGCCAGGCACCUGAUCAUGUGGUCCUCCAUCCAACCUACGUAUAACUUCAUACAAUCAUCUGUGCCGAAACCCUACCGUCACCGCGCCUCCCUCUCCUCUACCCGCCACCUCAACUCGGAAGAUAUGCCCUUCUUCAAUAUCCUCGCGGGACUCUGUCUAGCUCUGGGCCUCCGCUUCGCAGGUUCUGGCUCCCAUACUGCGCGCGACCUGUUGACCUCCUAUCUUGACCAUUUCAUCCGCCUGACCCGCCUUCCAGCUCUGAAUUAUGAUUCCAAGCUCACACGCAACGCGGUCAGGAAUUGCCAGGAUGUGACAGCGCUCGCCCUGGCGGCUGUAAUGGCAGGCACUGGCGAUAUCCCUGUAUUUCGCCGUCUGCGCUCCCUCCACGGCCGCUGUGAUGCAGACACGCCAUACGGCAGCCACCUUGCCGCACAUAUGGCGAUCGGUGUACUCUUUCUCGGUGGCGGGACCUACACGCUCGGGACGAGCGACAUCGCGGUUGCGAGUCUGCUCUGCGCCUUCUACCCGCUCUUCCCCACCAACGUCAUGGACAACCAAGCUCACCUCCAGGCCUUCCGCCAUCUGUGGGUCCUGGCCGCGGAACCGAGAUGCGUCGUCUGUAGGGACGUCGAGACGGGCCGGCCAGUCUCGGUCCCCAUCACCGUCACCCUGAAAAGCGGUCCAGGCGGCGGGGAUGAAGACGAAAGAAGACUCACAGCCCCCUGCCUCGUGCCGGAACUCGACACCAUCAAGGAAAUCCGCACAGAAGCCAAGGGCUACUGGGAUGUCCGCAUCUUCUUCGAAGGUAAAGAAGGACAGGAGAAGCGAAACGAGUUCAAGAAGGGCCACCUGAACGUCUAUCUCCGACGCAGAGCCGCGUACGACGCGCCCCGCGGCAGUGUCUUUGUCAGUGAGAUGCAGGCCCUGGCCGAGCGCGGUGACGUACCCAGUGUGAGUCUCGGCUCUGCUUCUGCAUCGACGGUCGGGACCGGAGGCGGUAGUGGUGGUGGUGGUGGUGGUGGUGAGCGUGGCAAGGUCAAUCCGUUCGAGUGGCUCUGGCAGCUGGACGCGUUGAAGGAGCUGGAUGUCAGUGAGCGCGCGCUCGUGCUGCCUCACGCACAUGCGCAUGCUGCUGGUUUGGCCGCCGGGACCGGGAAUCGCUAUCUCAGGGGCACGGUGGUGGAUACGAGGCUGGAGCUCGAGCAUGCUGUCUUGCCGGAUGCGAAGGGCGGAGGCGCACUGGACAGGGACCAGCUGUGGCAGUUGCGGUUGCUGUUUGCGUGGGUGGAUGGGCUGGAGCGGGAGGAGGUCGAGCGGAGGGAGAGCGAAGGUAGAGCUGGGGAGGAGGAGGCGGGGAGGGAAGUGGGAGUGGGAGCGGGAGGGGGCAGUUGGUUGAGGAGAGAGGUCAUUGAGAGGUUGAGGUGGAGGGUUUGGAAGAUGCGCGCUGCUGUUGGCGAUGACGGUCAGGAUGAAGAGGGUGCUGCUGCGUGA